UCAAAAAAUUCAGUAAAGAAGAAAUAGAAAAACCCCACCCAGCAAAACCCCCGGUGAUCGUCUCUCGGCCACACAACGAUGUCCGCCGCAAGAUGCUUCCUUCGCUCCGCCGCUUCUCGCGUAAAUCUGGCUGCCGGAGCUAAAUCUAAACCUACACGACCAAUGUUUCGGAUCCCAAAACAAACCUCAACUCCUUUUCGCAUUUCCAGAUUACCGGUGGAAAUGAGUUCCGGCGUUGAAUCGUUGCUUCCAUAUCACACUGCAACUGCUUCCGCAUUGCUCACUUCAAUGCUUUCAGUCUCUCGCCACUCCUACGGUUGGACUCCUGAAGAUUGCAAUGAUGAUGUAUGAUGAAUGACAGAGGGUUCGAGCAAAGUUUUAUGUAGGUGCGCUCUGAAUAAGGUGUUCGAAUAAUUUUUUCUUUUGGGAUUUUGAAUUGUUCACAUAAACUUUGAUGUCAAUGAGCAUUUGCCGAGAAUAUAUAAGAGGCGCUAAAUUAGCAACAAUCUCCACUGUAUCAUUUUGUAGACUGAUUUCUAGAUACAAUUUGUAUGAUUUGGUUUUCUAUUCAAGCUUGAUGGAUUUACUACUGUAUGUUGUGUAUUGCAAUGAGUGUGCAGUUGAACACAGUAUAAGAACAUUGAUUUAGUUACCUUAAUGGUCCAUAGAAUUUGUGACUAACCUCAAUGCAAAAUGACAUUUAUGUGCUUUCCUGAGAAUUCUGUUUGAUGCAGUGAAAAAACAUUAGUAUGAUAUUGCAAUGCUAAA
Trifolium pratense (red clover) is the source of this 768-nucleotide messenger RNA. RefSeq names its product protein NUCLEAR FUSION DEFECTIVE 6, mitochondrial-like. NCBI's taxonomy places the organism in Eukaryota, Viridiplantae, Streptophyta, Magnoliopsida, Fabales, Fabaceae. Gene Ontology annotation, cellular component: mitochondrion. The record is from RefSeq and is a predicted model, not a curated record. The transcript has 3 exons. The coding region runs from base 79 to 351 and encodes 90 amino acids.